Messenger RNA from Cheilinus undulatus (humphead wrasse), 3965 nucleotides. Its product is annotated as hepatoma-derived growth factor-related protein 3-like. The record is from RefSeq and is a predicted model, not a curated record. Gene Ontology annotation, molecular function: transcription coregulator activity; double-stranded DNA binding. Gene Ontology annotation, biological process: regulation of transcription by RNA polymerase II. Gene Ontology annotation, cellular component: nucleus. Lineage: Eukaryota; Metazoa; Chordata; Actinopteri; Labriformes; Labridae. The transcript is spliced from 5 exons. Bases 234 to 977 code for a protein of 247 amino acids.
GGUACCCUGCUGCUACUCAAGCCAUUCUCCAUUACGUUUACACCUGAUUUUGUGCGUAAGAGGAAAGCCCUGUUUCAGGCCCCGUUUUCCGCGUCUUUAAUUAUUUAUUUUCGUGUAAACUGCAGUCUUGAUAUAAAAACAUUGAUGGUCGAUAAUUUAGCCCUGCGCUGAGGGCCCCGGGGAGAACAGCAAAGGAUUACAGUCAUCUCAGAGCUCCGUUUUUAUCCGGUGAUAUGGCUCGACCACGGCCGCGGGAAUACAAGGCAGGAGAUUUGGUUUUCGCUAAGAUGAAGGGAUAUCCGCACUGGCCGGCGAGGAUUGACGAGCUUCCAGAAGGAGCUGUCAAACCACCGGCCAACAAGUACCCCAUCUUCUUCUUUGGCACCCAUGAAACUGCCUUCUUGGGUCCCAAGGAUCUUCUGCCCUACAAAGAAUAUAAAGACAAAUUUGGCAAAUCCAACAAGAGGAAAGGCUUCAAUGAGGGCCUGUGGGAGAUUGAGAACAACCCUGGAGUCAAGUUCACUGGCUAUCAGGCCAUCCAACAACAGAGUUCUUCAGAAACAGAAGAGGGGGGAAACACUGCUGAUGGUAGCAGCGAGGGGGAGGAGGGUGACUCUGUUGAAGAGGAGGAUGACAAGGAAAAGCUGAAGGGAGACAAGACUGGAUCCAAACGGAAAAAGAUGGCUUCAUCUAAGAUGGAGCCAUGUUUUUGCUGCCGACUGAGGACAGUGUGUAACUGUAGUGGUGCAAAAGCCAUCGCUUCUGUAAAUGGAAGCAGGUUGAAAAAGUCACUCGCAUCCUGCUCUUCUCUUAGCAACCACUGUUGCCUAGCAACUGGGGUCCAUUAUGUACAGCACAUGUGCAUCCAAAGGAAUCUGGCGCUGCUGGGGUGCGGUGUGCUGAUGUGUGUAUCCCAUCACAUCGUUCAAACACAAAAAGUGCUGGUUCUUAUUACGAGCCUUACACAGAGGAGGUGAAGUCACCCCAGAUUAGAAAUGUAAAAUGAGAUAAGAGCUAGGGAAAUUAUUUGAUCCUGAUUCCCCUCGCAGCCCCACCCUCUUUCAAAUGCACACAAACACACUAACCAGUGAUUAAGCUGCUGACAUUAAGAUCAAGCUCUGAAGUAUUUAAGCUUUUACAAAAUGGCUGAUAGUUUAAGUUACUGCUACUCCCAGUGCAAGUGCUGCUGUUUUUCUUACUAAAAUGUAGAAGACCCUCUUAAAUUGGGUCACUUUUGAAAUAGUUAAAAUUGGGAGGAAAACCACAUAAACCACAGUCAUUGAAUGAUUAAUGCAAUGGGGAAAACACCGCUGUGAAAAAGUAGCUCCACCCUCCUGAUUUGUUAUUUUUUACAUACUUGGCACUCUUAAAUGUUGAGAUCUUUAAAAAACAGACAACGGUAACUCAAGUAAAUACAAAAUGAUUCAAACCUUUAAAAAAUUCAACCCUUUUAGCUCUAUGCUAUUUCUUAACCAUUGUGUCUCGUCUGUGCUUUUUGUCUUAAAAAAGCUUGUAAAAAAUCAACCCUGUGGUGCACGGUCUUAAAGCACUAUCAAACAGCUUUGAUCUCAUACAAGUUAUCAAAGAACCCACUAGAAUAACAAACUCGUCAGCGACAUGUAUAGAUGUGGUCUUCAGUAACAAACAUGAAAGGAUACAAAAAAAUCUUCAACAUGGUCACAGGACUGUCUGACCACAACAUGAUCCUGUUCUCAAGAAAGUUAAAGAAAAACAGAUGUACUUGCCCCCCCCCCAGUGUCAAGUCAGAACAGUUGAGAAUACCAAAGUGUGAAACUAAGAAUUUGAAAAAUUGCCCUGAGUGAAAUAAACUGGUCUGAGCACCAGUUUUUAAUUUGAAUGAAGUCUCUCAGUUGGAUGUAGAUUGAGUGCUCUGUGGCUUGAAAAACUCUCAAGCCAAGGACGCAUUUCAUAUGUACACAAUGUUUCUUAAAAUGCAUAAACAAUCACUCAUUGCUCCAAUGACCAGCAUCAUUAAUAAAUCUAUAACUGAAGGUACAUUUCCAAACUCAUGGAAAUCUUCAGUUAUCACUACGAUCUUUAAAUCAGGAGACUUUGCAACAAUCAGUAAUAAUAGACCGAUAAGCAUUCUCCCUGCAGUUUCCAAAGUAGCGGAAAACCUGGUGGCAGAGCAGCUUAUUAAACAUUUAAGUGACAGCCCUUACAACUUGAAUCCAAUGCAGUUUGGCUUCAGAAAAAAACACUACUGAGACGGCUAUUUGCUUUUUUUUGUUUUGGAAAACUUAAAGUCUAAAAUUGACAUUGGUGGUAUCAUAGGAGCUGUUUUUCUUGUCUUAAGAAAGGCAUUUGACACUGUGAAUCAUCAGACAUUACUAAUGAAGUUGUCAUAUUUUAACUUUUCUGUAAAAGCACUGCAAUGGAUAGAAUCAUAUAUUGGGCAGAGGAAACAGUGUGUUAGAAUUCACAAUACAACGUCCACAACUUCUGAAAAUAAUCUCGUGUACCUCAGGGCUUGGUCUUGGGACCACUUUUGUUUAGUCUGUACAUUAAUGACCUGCCUGAUUGUUGUCCUUCAAAUGUAGCUUUCCAGAUGUAUGCUGAUGAUGCAUUUGUGUAUGUGCACACUAAAACAAAAACCCAAGCUGCACAAGACUUAUCAGCAGCUAUGUCAAAUGUGUCCAACUGGCUGAAACGUUCCCAAUUGCAUCUCAACGUGUCAAAAACUUUUUGCAUGUUCUUUUCUUAAAAGGUAAAUGUUGAAGUAGCCGCUGACGUGCUUGUACAUGGAACAAAACUUGAAGUCUUACAGGAGUUUAAAUAUUUAGGAAUUAUUAUUGAUUCACACCUAUGCUUCAAACAGCAAGUAAAAAAAUUGUGAAUAGAAUAAGAUUCAACCUGUCCAACUUUAGAUACAUUCGAAACAACUUAACUAUUUACUCUGCAAAAUUAUACCUAAAUGCUUUGAUAAUGCCGUGUAUGACCUACUGUGUAACAACCUGGGCACUAGCAUGCAUACUAAAGCCUAUAGAAAUUGCAUAUACGCAGGCUUUAAAAGUUUAAGACAGAAAGCCCAACUCCCACCAUCAUUGUAACAUCCUAAAGAAAUAUGAAUUAUUGAGUUGGGAAAAUAUGGUAACAUAUGCAGACGCCACCUUAGUCUUCAAGAUUCUACAUGGUCUAGCACCACCACCGCUAAAAGAAUUUAUGAAGAUAAACACAAACAGGUCAACCAGAGCAGGGUCUAGAGGUGACUGGCUGGCUCCUUUUAGGAAAAGUGUCUUUGGGCAGUCAGUUUUUUCUUCUGAAGCAUCUCAUUCAUGGAAUCGAAUACAAAGUAACGUACGUGACUUACCAACACUUACUUCUUUUGCUAAGCAUCUAAAAAUGUGGUUAUUAGAGAAUCAAAGCUGCAGUCACAAUGAAUGAAUGGAUAUACUGUAUUGUUAUGUGUAUUGUCAAGUGCACUAGAUGUAAUUGGUGUUAUUUUUUAUGUAAUUGUUUGGUUGUUGGGGACUCUGUUUGUGACUAGCCAGUCUAGUGACCUUAUCUGCUUACAUAAAUUUAUGUAUGCAAAUCUUGUGAUAUAGUGCUUACAUAAUUAAACCUAUGUAUGCUAACCUGUGCAAUAACACCUGCACACACACGUCUGUGUGUGUAAAAUAAGUGCAAUAGGGCAACGUGCAGUAUACAACAGCACUUUAAAACUCUUGCACUCAAAGCACUUUAGCACGUAAAGCACUUUAACUGAACAAGCUAAAUCCUCAUGGUUUCUUUUUCCUGAUCUGUCAUGAGUCUAUUGUCUGUCUAGGUUGUUUAUUGUACUUUUCAUUCUUAUCUGUCAUUUUAUUCUUUACCUUUUAUUUCUAUUGUACCUCUGUUUUAUUGAUUGUACAUUGUUAACAUCAACCUGCCUAGGGUCAAAGGAUGGAAAUUAGCCACUGGCUACAAUCCUACAUAUUUACAUGCAAGUGUUUAAUAAAAUGUAC